This is a messenger RNA of Suillus bovinus, 348 nucleotides long. RefSeq lists its product as uncharacterized. The annotation marks the transcript as partial. The transcript has 2 exons. The record is from RefSeq and is a predicted model, not a curated record. NCBI's taxonomy places the organism in Eukaryota, Fungi, Basidiomycota, Agaricomycetes, Boletales, Suillaceae.
CACAGAGCCCUUAAGGCUUUCUACCUGCUGACCAAUAAAUUAGACAUGCCAGGACAAUUAGCAAAACAUGAACACAGGAGACAUGUACUACGGCGUGUAGCAGAGGCAGGAGGAAGUGUACCCUCCGCUAGUAACCAAUCGCAUGCGGACACCCCCCCUUCAUUGAAAAUACAUCACCAUAUAUCAAAUUCUCAAAACAACCCAGUCCGUCUAUUCACUUUUCUCCAAGAAAAUGAGGGCGAUCCUGCUAUCAAGAAUUUCAUCCUUAAACUGAGGGACCACAUUCUUUAUAGGCUUCAGGGGUUGGACAUCAGUUACUGUGACCACACCUUUACGGAUGAGGAAUGA